AUGUUGUUUCGCUACUUCACGAGAAGUGCUCAUCUGUUUUUGGGGGUUCGAUUCUGGCGCGAAGCGCCCGCGUGGGAAAUAUCUGACGUACCAGCUCCUGAUCUCUUCCUUAGAAGAGGCCUAUCUAAUGUUGUGGUCAUCGGUAAUUUUCUCUACAUCGAUGGCGGCGAGGUCUCUCAGCUCCACGCCGAAGGAAAGCCAUACACUUUCUUUGAUUACGAAGUGAACCAGACCCGUGGCUCACAUCCAGGCGAGUCUUCCAUCGACUCUACCCUUUCAAUCGACUUGUCCGAAUCAUGGUCCCCCGCCAACGUCUCAUUCCGAAAAAUACAGAAGGAACCAUAUGGCAUGGACAGACAAGCAUUGUGGGAAAGAAAGGACGAUGACUCGUUUUACAUAUGGGGAGGACAAACCGCCGACACCCUCUAUCUGAAAGACGAAUCACUGUCUACUGGAUCAUGGAAGUUCCAAGCCGAUGGUCUUGGUGGUGGCCAAUGGACGAAGGAGACCCCCGUCAACCCCACGGAGUUCACGGAAUUAGUGAGGAGUGAGGAUGGAGCAUUUGCUAGUACUCCUUACGGUGGCUUCUGGUUCGGGGGCUGGGCUGGAACUCGAACAAAGGUAAACGCAACUAAUGGUGAUGCAGACCUACCUCCAGCUCGUGCUACUCCAGGCAUGGUCGUUUACGAUUGGCAUAAAAAUCAGUGGUCAAACGAGACAGCCGCGCUGAGGAAUGCAUUUCCUCCUUACGGGACAGUGAGAGGUGCUAGAGCACUGUACGUCCCCGACUUUGGGCCACAUGGCAUCAUCGUGCUCCUUGGUGGCUUUAUGGCAACUUUAGAGCCCAUAAUCAACGGAAGCGAUAGCCUUUACCGAUGGAUGGAUAUCUCAAACAUUACAUUCAUGGACCCAGUCACCAAGAAGUGGUAUAGUCAAACGACCACAGGAUCUGCACCAACCAGACGACAAUGGUUCUGUAUGGUGGGAGUCAGCAGCGAAACUACAUAUGAGAUCGAUGUUUUCGUCUUGAGUCUACCUGGUUUUGUUUGGAGACAAGUGCAAUUCGAUGACGUGUCUCCACGGACUGAUCACCACUGCACAGUAGUAGGAAACCGACAGAUGGUCGUUGUUGGUGGAAGAACAACAAGCAAGAGCGCAGAGAAUCUGGAAGGAUGGGCUGUUCGAGACCCGUGGCCUCAAGGGCUUGGCUUGUUUGACAUGGCGGAGUGGACUUGGAAGAACGAAUACGACGCCAGUGCUGGUGCUUAUCACAGCCACGAGGAAAUUCAACGUUGGUAUGUUGAGAGGUAA
Molecule: messenger RNA, 1311 nt
Organism: Colletotrichum godetiae
Lineage: Eukaryota; Fungi; Ascomycota; Sordariomycetes; Glomerellales; Glomerellaceae
Exons: 4
Coding region: 1-1311 (436 amino acids)
Molecular function (GO): protein binding
Source: RefSeq, a predicted model, not a curated record